Molecule: messenger RNA, 543 nt
Organism: Macrosiphum euphorbiae (potato aphid)
Lineage: Eukaryota; Metazoa; Arthropoda; Insecta; Hemiptera; Aphididae
Source: the annotation of a GenBank genome assembly
AUGAAACAAUUAACGGAUGACAGGAUGAAAGUAUUUUUCGAAAAAUUGUCAAAAUACAUUGGCUCAAAUAUAAAGUUAUUAAUUGAUCGUUCAGAUGGAAAAUACUGUUUUCGCGAGAAGAAAGAUCGAGUUUAUUAUGUAUCUGAAAAAGUAUUAAAUAUGGGAUCCAUGAUGAAUCCUGAUAACAUAAUUAGUAUUGGCACAUGUUUUGGAAAAUUUACCAAGUCUGGAAAAUUUAGAAUACAUAUAACAUCUUUAGAUUAUCUAGCUCCAUAUGCUCAGCAUAAAAUGUGGAUAAAACCUGCCGCUGAACAACAAUUUCUGUAUGGUCAUAAUGUUUUAAAAUCUGGUCUUGGGCGAAUUACAGAAAGUACUACUCAAUACCAAGGAGUUUUAGUAUUCUCAAUGAGCGAUGUUCCUUUGGGUUUUGGUGUUGCGGCAAAAAAUACUACUGAAUGUAAGCACACUGAUCCACUAUCUGUAGUUUGUUUCAAUCAAGCCGAUAUUGGUGAAUUUAUUCGAUGUGAAGAUGAUUUAAUAUAA